GGGCGCCGGGGCCCGCAGGGCUGGCCCUGUCCUCUCGGCGCUCAGGUCCGGGAGUGGGGCAGAGGGAAUCCACCGCGAAACCACCCCUGCAGAGAUCACUGCAGCUUUUUCAAGGGUCCCGCGGGGACAACUCUUACCACGAGCCCCCACCAGCGGGGACGACACAGCGAGACCCCGUCUAAAGUGCUGGCGCGGCGUCGCGCGCUCGUGUUCCCAGCUGCUCGUGCGACUGAGGGAAGAGGAAAGCGACAUAGGGGACACCCUGUCUAAAAUAACUCACUGAUCAUUUGUGCCUUAGGACAGUUACUACUGAGGUGGGGCUUGUCUCCUUCCCGAGCCUCGGGAAGAUGGGUGGGUGCCCGAGGUCGCAGCGCCGUCAGUGGCGGAGCCAGAGUCCCGUUCCGUUUGGCGCUACGCCCGGCGUCCUCACCCUCAGCGGGCAGGACGUCGGCCCGCUCCGGUCACCUCCCCCUGCCCGGAUGCGGGCUCAGCGGCCCGGGUCUCCAGCGCCCCCUUCUGACGAGGCUGGGAUCAGUUCGCCAGUCGCUCCGGGGGCCGGGGUCUCUGCCCCUCCCCAGGGGAGGCGAUCCCGUGACGUCACUGCCUCUUUAAGACCCCCGCCUCCGCCCCCAAUCCCAGACUCGGCCAACGAAUCCCUCCGGUCACCUUCGCAGUGUGCCUGCUCUGAGCUGACAUGGCUUCCGCUGGUCUGCAAAUCCUGGGGAUGGUCCUGGCACUGCUGGGGUGGGUGAAUGCUCUGGUGUCCUGUGCCCUGCCUCUGUGGAAGGUGAGCGCCUUCAUCGGCAACAACAUUGUGGUGGCCCAGGUGACGUGGGAGGGGCUGUGGAUGUCCUGCGUGGUACAGAGCACCGGCCAGAUGCAGUGCAAGGUCUACGACUCAGUGCUGGCGCUGCCGCAGGACCU
Molecule: messenger RNA, 924 nt
Organism: Tupaia belangeri chinensis (Chinese tree shrew)
Lineage: Eukaryota; Metazoa; Chordata; Mammalia; Scandentia; Tupaiidae
Product: homeobox protein Hox-B4-like
Exons: 2
Coding region: 348-752 (134 amino acids)
Source: RefSeq, a predicted model, not a curated record